This is a messenger RNA of Oncorhynchus kisutch (coho salmon), 1935 nucleotides long. RefSeq names its product leucine-rich repeat-containing protein 10-like. The record is from RefSeq and is a predicted model, not a curated record. Lineage: Eukaryota; Metazoa; Chordata; Actinopteri; Salmoniformes; Salmonidae. Bases 505 to 1371 code for a protein of 288 amino acids. The transcript has a single exon. Gene Ontology annotation, cellular component: cytoplasm. Gene Ontology annotation, molecular function: protein binding.
CAUUUGCUUUUGCUUGAGGCAAAGCUCAGAACCAUAGACAGACAGAGAGAGAGCCAACAGAGGUCUGUGCAAGGGUAUGGGAAUAUCAGCAACACUUUCACUAUGUGGGAUACAACAAUGGCAUACCACUAUUUGGGGGAACGCUGGCAAACAUAAUUUGGAAGUCUGUGUUUUUUGAGAGACCGUCAAGUAUAAUCUCCAGUUUUGUGGGGGUCACAACAGAAUUGGCUGAUGCAUGGACCGGUAGCUUGACAUUGGAAUUGCCUUUCAGGGUUUUAAUCAAGUCGUAAGUUAUUCACUCAUAUAGUGUGAUAUUUAAUGUUUUAUUCUUGUUUUUUUCUAUAAAAUAGCAACAGACUUGACAGCUUAUAUUGCUAAGUAAUCAUGAAAGAUAAGGAAUGGACUUUCCUGGACUUUCUUCCAUGAGCCCCCCACUCCUCCCUCACCUCUGCGGCUAAAUCAGAGGUGAGUGAGGGGAAGCAUCAGGUUGAGGACAGGGUGUUCAUGAUGGGGAACGUCAUGCGUGGCGCUGUGGCCUUCAUCCCCUCCGAGCGCUGCCAGCGUUUCCUGGUGGGCGACCUAAAGGAGAUGCCUCUUGAUCGGACACUAGACCUGAGCAAUUUCCAGCUGCGUCGGCUUCCUAUGGCUGCCUGCCUGUUCAAUGAGCUGGUCAAGCUCUACCUGAGUGGCAACAACCUGAACACCCUACCUGCAGACCUGCAGGACCUGAGGAAGCUGCAGCUCCUAGCUUUAGACUUUAACAGUUUCGAAGAGCUGCCUGCGGCGGUGUGUCAGCUACCCCAGCUUAACAUCCUGUAUCUGGGCAACAACAAGCUCUGGAGCCUCCCCCGGGAGCUGCGUGAGUUGAAAGAACUUAAUACCCUUUGGUUGGAGACAAACCGCUUCAUUGAGUUCCCUAAUGUGGUCUGCGACCUCUCCAACCUCAAGACCCUCCAUCUGGGGUACAACCAGAUAAGCAAACUGCCCAUGGAGCUCAGUGGGCUGAAGGAGUUAAGGAGUAUCUGGCUAGCCGGGAACCAGCUGUUUGAGUUCCCGCCAGUGUUGCUUGCCAUGCACUUUCUGACUGUGAUUGAUGUGGACAGCAACAACAUCUGCCGUUUCCCCGGUCUCUCCCACUUGCAGGGGUUAAAACUGGUAAUCUACGACCACAACCCCUGUGUGAACGCACCUGUGGUCGGGGAGGGGGUCAGGAGGGUUGGACGCUGGGCGGACAGCUCAGAUGAUGAAGAGGAUGGUGAGGAUGGGUCGAAAGUGUAUGAGACGCUGACUGAGGUGAAAGAGCUUGCCACAGAGCUUGCCUCAGAUGGAGAAUUGGACACACUACUUGAAAAGGGUCGUGGAAGAAUCUGACCUUCAGCCGUGGAUAGGCUGGAGAACAGGAUGCCAGUCAAGUGGAGCACUUACUGGAGAGCGGCCAUUUGUCUCGGCAUGUUACACAAGCAGACAGGCCUGAUGGUAUUGGCUUCCAAAUAUGGUAAAGCCAAUAAUAUGGACCUAAACACAGAUGACAAAUAAUAAGCUAUUACAAUUGGUUUUCCAUCAUGAUGAAACAUGGACCUCAUGAAAAGCUCCAGGAGAAAUCUCACAUGAAGUUCUCUAUUACAUAAUUGUCUGCAGACUUGAAUGAAAUUGUGGCUAGUUUUUAGAUAAUUUAACAGGUGAUUAUCCAAUUUAAAUAAUUUAUGGCGACAUGAAGAAAUUCUACCAGGUGUCCCUAUUCAUGAACUUUUGCUGGGGCAGUAUACUGUUUGUAUAGCAUUGAGUACAGAGCAAAUUCUCCUGUGUUAAAUCAAUACUGACUGUGUAAAUUUAACACUGGCCAUUGCUACACAGGUCCACACUUUUGAGUGUUAAAUGAACACUGUGCUUAGUGCUGACACUAUUACACUUUGUCAGUGUUAAGGAAUUAAAACU